AAUCGCGCGAAAUGCCCGGCCGGCGUGGCGCUCGGAAACGCGCGCGCGGAGCGGCGUCGAGAGGAGCGUCGCUGUGAGAGCGACUUGCCCGCCCGGAGCCAGGAGAGAACCUGCGGUAUUGUGGAGCGACCGCCGGGCAUGCCGUGAGCGCGCCGCCGCGGGGCCUCACCCCGUCGCUUCCCGGCCAUGGAGGAUGAGACGGGCUUCAUCAACAGCCAGCCAUCCAUGGCGGAGUUCAUGACAGCGCUGCCGCACGUCACCGAGAGCUUCCACAACGGCAGGCCGCCCGCGGGCCCGCCACCGCCCGCCGGGAUGUGCCAGAGCCCGCUCGGACCGCACGGCUCGCCCGGCGCCAAGCACGCGCCGGGGGCCGCCGCCGCGCUGGGAGUGCCGGAGUACCCCUGGAUGAAGGAGAAGAAGACCACCCGCAAACAACACCAAGGGUUUGCUUCUGCGAAGUCGAGGAAUAACGAACUCAUGCAGAAGACAGGGGUCCCUAGAAAUGAGAACGGAGAGAACGGCAUGCCGCGACGUCUCCGGACCGCCUACACCAACACGCAGCUUCUGGAGCUGGAAAAGGAGUUCCACUUCAACAAGUACCUGUGUCGGCCUCGGCGGAUCGAGAUCGCCGCGUCGCUCGACCUCACCGAGCGCCAAGUCAAGGUGUGGUUCCAAAACCGGAGGAUGAAGCACAAGCGACAGACGAUGAUGAGCAAGCAGGACGAGAAGGGCAACGGAGACGCGGCCUCCGAGGGCGAGGCGUCCUCGGUCGAGGCCACCGACAGGGCCGGCGCCAGCCCCGCGGGUCUCGCGCCCGGAGAUGAGGUGGGAAAGCCGGACCCGGGGCCCUGCUGUCCGGCCAGGGCGGCUGCCCCGUCGCCCUGCAGCUCGGACCCGGACCCGGAGUCCAAGGCCCACCUUCUGCCGGGAUUGGCGGGCGCCUCGCCUGCGCGCUCCGACAAGACACCCACGCCGGGCGGCAAGGGCGCCGACGGUCGUGCCGCCAGCCCCGCCGCGCCCAGGCUGCUGUCCGGCAAGGCCCCCGCUCUCUGCUCCCUCGACGGUGGUCUGUGCCCGCAGAGGGUCGCCAGCCCCUCGGCCGCAUCUUAUCCUUGUCCCAGCGCGCGUGUGGCUUCUUCUCCGAACUGCCAGGUCCAGCCGCACCUGUACGCCAACCACUACGCCCAGGACCGCCCAGGCGGAGGUCCCAUGCAGGGCUACAACGGGCAGUGCGCCACUGCCGCCACCGCCGUGCACCGGGGACAGCAGUCGCCUGGAGUCUACUGCGCGGCCACGUACCGUUCUCCGCCGGCGGCCAGCGCAGCGGUCGGGCCACAGGUCGCGGCCGCCACAGGUGCCCAGGGGCCUCCGCAGGUAGGCAGCAACAGCUAUGCCGGUGCCGUGCCCCACGCCUACACCAAGGCCGCCCAUAUGUACUAUCACCACCAGGGCAGCGCGUCAAUGAGCGGGUCUUCGCAGACCUGCGGCUACGCGGCAACGUCAGCUGGCCACGCGGGCAUGAUAGGACCCGCCAUGGGCUCACACCAGCAGGUGCAGCACACGCAGAGCCAGCAUCAGCCGCAGCACUCCCAACUUCAGCAACAACCGCUGCAGCAUCAGCAGCAGCAUCAGCAGCAGCAGCACCAACAACAGCAACAACAGCACCAACAACACCAUCAGGCGUCCCAAGUGGCAACCGCUACGCAACAGACGCCUCACCAGCAGUCACCCGAGCAGCGGUCGUACAUGUACAGCAUGGAGGGAAUGAACCAGACCAGCGUAUCCGCGCAUGGGUACGUUGGAGAGUACAGAAACUCGAGUCAAGAUUACGGUCGCAACUACGGCGCUAGCUACGCCACCUCUGACACGGAGAACAUGGACGAGGGCCAGUACAACGGAGUGAGCGGAACGAACGGAUACAACUACAACUACCGGGCGACGGAGUGCUAUUCGGCUGAAGACACCACCAGUAUGGUCUCCUCGCCCAGUGGGGACUCGGGCAUGUACUACGACAUCGCGUGCAACGGCACCCCCGCCUCAAACGCCAGUAGCGUCCGAACACCCGAGUACAGCGCCACCGCUGCCAAGCAGCAACAGUACCAGGGUUCCGGAGGCUACUUCGAGAUGCAGAACGGCACGGCCAACGCUCCCUCUAACAACUACAACCCUUCUCCGGAACACUACAACGGCCAGAGCUCGUCGGACACUGACCUUAACUUUAACAGUUUCUAUUACGACUCCAACGGCUAUUCGGGGCCCGGCUCGUGUGGUUCCAAUGAGUUCAGCUUCCUCACAAACAUUGCCAAUGAAUAUACGGCACCAGAGUACUAUCAGUUGAGCUGACUGCAAGACAGCGAGUGAAAGGACCUUCGAAAACGUGCUUGAGCCGCCUUUCCCUGUCGGGGGAAUGUCGCGAGGUUGAACUUGCGAGACGACCAGUGCAUGCGAAGGGUGCGUGGCUCGGACAUGGCGAACUCCUGUCUUUGAUGAUGUCCGAGCAAGACAACCGAACGCGAUGCGGGUCGUCGUUUAAGACAUCCCCGAUUACUUUCCAUCACGCAGUCCAACUUUUCCUAGCGUAGAACCACCUGCCCACGAGUGCAUCGAGCAUGUCAGAUUGUCGUUUUCGAUCGAUUCAUAGCUCACAGGAACGAGAUUGCCUCAUGCAGACCGUUGCUUGUAUAUUUGUACACAUAUGAGCUAGCAGAAAGUUUAUUGGCAUGUCGAUAAGUAAUAGUGCGUACUCCGAACAGCUCAAGCACGUACUGGUCACAAGAGCAAAUCUAUUUUUUUCUCUUUUACAGUUCUCUUUAUUUCUUCAAAGAAACACACAGAAUAUAAGUGCAAUAACGAGACUGCUGUCUUCGCAACAACGUUUCCAGUGCCCCUAAGUUUCACUGUGAUUUGUAAAAUCCCUUGUUUAUAGAGAUGUACAUAUAACUUAACUGGCACAGUGCAAUCUUCAUGCGAGAUGAAAGUAAUGCUGCGCACGUACACAAGCUGUUCUUCACAACAGUCUUCAAACGCGUUGUGUCCUAUUUCCCCGAGUACCAACACCUUCCCAUAGGCAAGCUGUUCCUGUAUCGCACAGACCACCGGACGAGGCAUCGCAGAUGCACAUCAUACGUUUGACUCCUUUCCGCAUUAAGACCCAUUCAUGUCUUUCAUUUUCUUCCUGCGUUUAGCGAUGGCGUCAGCAUCGUUUCAUUGUAUAGCCCAUCUGUACAGACUCUUAUUGUAUAUGGUGUUCAAACUCCGUGUGUUUCCGAGAGUUAGAGUGUACAGAUUAUUGUUACGAGAUGCCGUAGAAACAUACUCCCUGUUUUCGUCCAUCCUCCAGCGAAAGUCUAGUUGCACUUUCCCGGCCUCCUUCGCCCAUCUCUCGGUACCAGGAAUGCGGCAGCCCUUAGACGGGUUGCCAGUUUCCCUAUAGACAAAUCGGUCUUGGUGUCAUGCCUGGAAACCAAAUGGGCCCUCAGCGCUUCACCCUGCGUCUGUCCCCGCUCUUUAAAAUUGUGAGUUUCACAGUAAACGUUCUAUAUCACUCAUUUCCGAACAUCGAGCCUCAAUUUUGAGUUCUGUUUAUGGUGCGUCCGUACAGAGAGAGAAGAAAACGAAGGUGUAAUAAAAGAAGUGCGUGCGCUUGGUAAAGCAAACUGUUUGAAGAAGAAAAAAAAUCGUAAUUCUAUUGACCUCUAUUGUUCCUCCAGAGACGACCGAUAUUUGUCGCAGACAAGCCUUGGCGCUGGUAAGUACUCUACGUUACAUGGAGUGACUGGGGUGUUGCCCUCUCUCCUGCUCCACCUAUAGCAUCCCUUAUCCAUUUUCAAUCGUUGAAGAUAGCGAAGUUAUGAGAUGAGAAAAAUAUUAACCCAGAUGGGUGGGGUACUGCUGCCCCACUGACCAAUAAUACUGAUGCUAGUUCUAAAGAAACAGAACGCCACAAAAAGAGGCAUUUAUUUCAAGGUGCCCGCCUUCCCCCGGCCUUAUUUCCCACUCUCUCUCUUCGGUUUCAUUAAUGGUCAUCAACCAUUCAAAGAAUGCAGCUGAUUCGUCUGCUCCCGAGACUCGGGCACACGAGGAAGAAGACAGUAGUUUUGAGAACGUGUAAGUUCCUAACACAUCGAGCGUAAAGCGUGUUUCACAUGCAGCGAUUUUGGCCCUAGAGCGGCGCAAUUUCUGCCGUCCCGGCGCUCGUGCCGCUCAACCGCUGGUGCUGGCCAGAGCGCCGCGACGGCAGAAAUCGCGCCGUUCUAGGUCCAAAACCGCUGCAUGCGAAACACGCUUAAAGCUUGGGCAGAGUCCAGAACCUCCUCUAAAAGAAUAUAUUUUUUAAUUAAAAAUACAAAACAUUUAACGCUAACAAUUUGACGUGUCAACAGAGCUCUGCUCGACAAAACAAGUUCGAGAUAAGGUUGUGGAACAAGCGACUACACCUUUGAUCUUCAUUAAAGAUUUUUUUUCUCCUU
Molecule: messenger RNA, 4469 nt
Organism: Ixodes scapularis (black-legged tick)
Lineage: Eukaryota; Metazoa; Arthropoda; Arachnida; Ixodida; Ixodidae
Product: homeotic protein proboscipedia
Exons: 3
Coding region: 187-2343 (718 amino acids)
Biological process (GO): regulation of DNA-templated transcription
Molecular function (GO): DNA-binding transcription factor activity, RNA polymerase II-specific; DNA binding
Source: RefSeq, a predicted model, not a curated record